UACAAUUAGAAAAAGGUAAUAACAUAACAGUGACACUUGGAGUUCCAACAAGAUUCAUCAACAUCUCAUCUCUACGUGAUUACCUUGGUAACCUGUUCAUCAUCAUCAUCAUCAUCUUUUAUCAUCGAACCUGAAAUAAAACAUCACAACAGACACACAAAACAGAAACACUCACUUUGGGACUAAUACAAAAGGAUAGAAAAAAACAACAACAAGAAGGAGACAAGAACAUCACCAGAGGAAAACAAGAAAGAAAAAAGAAAGAAAAAAUCGUCAUCUUUCUUUUCUCUCAUCAUUAUCAUCUUUCUCUCACACACACUUUUUAAGCACUUUGUGAGUGUUGUUCUUGUGUGUGCCUGUGCUGUGUUCCAUUUGCUUCUUUCUCCCUGUAAUUAAACAGGUCUCUCUCUCUCUCUCUCUCUCUCUCUCACACUCUCACUAUCUAUCUUCAAUCUCCCUCUUUUACUUUUCUCUUGUCUCAUUUUCUCAGUUUCGUUAUGACCAUUUCUACACCUAAACCACCAUUAUAAUCACCACAACCACCACCAGACAAAAAAGAAACAGCAACAACAGUGUAACAUUUACCUCCACCUCCACUACCAUCAUCAUCUUCAUCAUCAUCAUCUCUUGUUUCACCAAAGACUGAAAACCAUCAGGAUUGAAAAAAAAAUCAUCUUCAAUCUUCAUCGAUAACAAUUUAUGUUUAUCUUCAUUCAUUGAAUGAUGGUCAUCAUCGUUUCUGUCAACUAAUCACUAUUUCGCUUUAUCGAUCGUAUAUUUCCACACCACCAUAGAGGUAAACAUAUUUUCCACCGGCUUCAUCUUGUAAUUCAUUUUCUUCAAUUCUUUCUUCGGUUUUGUGUCUCAUCGAAACUGUGAUCUUCAACUGUAAACAAUUUUCUUCUUUUGUUCUUUAACUUGAGUCUUUUUUCCUCCUUCACAACUCACACAUUUAAACACACGCCCGAGGCCAUAUUUUUAAUUCUCGUUUGUGCUUUGUUGAUCGUGGGUUCUUUUUUUCUUGUUUCACCAGCAGCAGCAGCGUUUUUGAUCUUGAACAGAAAAAUUAUCAUAAACAUCACUUUUCAUGCUAUUCAUUGGUUCAGAAUUGUGAUUAUUUAUUACCAAGUGGCUGUUGAAAGCGACAAAGAACAAAAAAUCAAUCAAAACAACGAUAAUCAUUCUCAUCAUCAUCAACCUUCCAGUCUCAUUAGAACUGUUUCAAUCUAAAUCUGUGUUCAACUAUUGUUAUUAUUUCCAUAAUAACCUUUGAUUAUCUCAUUUGUUCCUGUAUCUCUCUCUCUCUCUCUUUCUCUUUCUCUCUUUCGCUUUUCUUUGCCCACCCCUCUCCAUGUAGAGUGUGUGUAUUUGUGUCACCUUUUGUUAGUAAAAAACCACCGCACCAACUAAAUGGUUGAUAAUUUUUCUAGUGAAAAUGUUCCUCAUCAUGGUUAAUAUAUGUGAACAAAGUGUUUGACAACUAUAAGAUAUUAGAUCAUCAAAUUAACCAAAUCACAGAGACACCAAAGACAAUUAAGUUAACAAAUCUCCCUCUUAAUUGUAUUUUUUUUCUUCUUCUUUCAAUCUACAAAACCAGAGAAAUAACAAAACAAAAAACUCAACAAUGAACAUGGAAAUUGAUAUGGACCGAGAAUUCAAUGUUGACAUUAGGAAAAUGUCCAAGAAUUGUGUUAUUCUUCGUCUUCAUCACCCCUUUCUUAUGUCUACAUGAAAUCUCGCCUCUUGCGACCUUUGCCCAAAGAUUUGUUGAUCUGUGGUCAAGAUGGUUAUGGUCAGAAAGUUCACUCUACUCUCCUGGUUUUCCUAUCGGCCAAAUUUUCCGCCUGGUUUGAGGCUUGUAACGACAAUGGACACACGAUAACCAAUUUUCUAAUACCCACCAUGGAUAAAAUGGGAAUCCAGUGUCUCCAUGAACUAAUUUACGAUGGUUCUUGUAAAAUUGAUUUUAACCGAGCCAGUCAAGUAGUUAAUCAAAUAUCACAAUUAGGAUUAUCGAUAACAGCGGAAAGUAAAGAUGGCCAACGGAUUCAAUUGUUACAAAAUGAACCUGAUUUGGUGGAUGAGGAAGAAGAUGAAGAUGAAGAUGAUGAUGUUGAAGAGGAAGUGGUCGAUGUAGAUGUUGAAGAUCGAUUAAUGAUGAACACAAUCAUCCCAAACUCUGAGAAUGCCUCACAAACCUCUGAAGAUUUAAUAUUACAAAAUCAACUUCGUCCAUCCCCAUCACCAUUAUCAAUCCCAUCAACUGAACAAGAAGAUGAGAUUCCACCCUUACAACAUGCUACCUAUGGUGGUCGGCAUAACUCCAUCCCUCAUCAAAUGAUGACCUCAAAUUGUAACAAUUCAUCUUCCCAUCUUCCCGAAUCACCUCCACCACUUACAUUAACCAAUCAAGGAAUGAUUUCACCACCACCAGAGGCCAAACUUGAAAAUGGUCGAGUCCGUUGUACCUAUUGUGACAAAUCUCUGGCCAAUGCUCGUAAUUGGAGGGAACACAUACUCGCCCUUCAUUUAGGUCAAACUAUGCCCUGUCCAAGAUGUGGUGCUCAUUUCAAACAUCGGUCAACCCUUCGAGGACAUUUACUACGAUGUAGAAAACUUAGUGGCCCUAAUACCAACAAUUUAAACAACAACAACAACAACAACAAUACCAAUAAUAAUAAUAAUAAUAAUAACAAUAACCUAAAUAACAACAAUUCAAACAACAAAGAUAAUAGUAAUAAUAUCAACAAUGGAAAUAACAACAAUCUCAACAACAACCUUAUACACAACGUGAAACAAGCUAAUUAUUAAAGGAAUCACCAUGUAAAAAUAUUCAUAAUGAUUUUGGAUGAUGAAGAUAAAAAAGAUGAUAACUUUGCGGAAGAUGAAGCAAGUUCAAAAGACUGGAGAAGAAGAGGAAUUUCAUCUUAAUUUUAGCAUGAAUCUUGAUUCCAACACUUUCCAAUUGAUGCAUAACUUGCGACGAAGAAAAAAAAAAUUAUCUCAUUAAAAGAUGAAAACUUUCAUCUUCAUCUCUACAACACAUCAUCUAAAAUCUAUCCUAUGGUAUAAAAGAAAAGCUCUCAAUGUCAACCGACUCAACAAUCAACCAAAUUGUUGGUACUCAAAGCGAAAAAUGAUUAACCCUAAUCAUUUGGAUAAACUGAAUAACAUUUUACCUUAAACACACUGAGCAACUAAAAACCACCUCCACCAAGAUGAUCAUUGACGUUUGGAAACCUUCAAAUUGACAAUUGACAUUGAUGGUGAUUUUUAUUAAAGUAUUUUCAUCAUCUUCUCCAUCAUUAUCAACACAAGCCUUUUCUUGUUGAAACGGAAAGCAGUUAUUAUUAAUUCACAAUCACUACAAAUGAGUCUCACAAAUUUCAUCAUUAUCAAAUUGCAAUUGAUUAGCUUUCCUGUGUUCCCAAAUAACAAAACAAAUCACCGUAACAAUUAACAAACAAAUCAACAAUAUCACACUCAACUUGAUGUUUGUUUUUACUUCAUGUGUAGGUUAACACAACGAAAACAAAACACAAGAUCAAUCAUCUUAUUAUUAUCAUAAAUUUUACUCACCAAACAUCAACCACCACACACACACAACACCAACUGAUGAACUGACUUUUGUUUUGUUUCUCAUCGCAAUCUUUAUGUGACCUCAUCAUCUUCAUAAUCAUCAUCAUCUUACUAUUUUUUUGUUUCUUUCUAAUCAUCAUCAUCCUUUGCUUGACAUCUCUUCAUCUUUCUCUUCCUUAUCUUCCUCUUCUCUUACAUUCCCUUCCAUUUUAAACUUCUCUCUCUAACUCACUCUUUCUCUCUUUGGACAGUCAUGAUAAAAAAGUGCGAAUCUGAUUCUUUUCUUUCUCUUGUUUGUUUUUCUCUCUUUUUUUUUGUUGACGAAUCUGAUAAAUCUCACCUUCGAUCAUAUCUCUCUUUCUCUCACACUCACUCACUCACUCACCUCCACACCGCAAUGUCCCCACUCUCCUUUGUUGCCCCACAUUUUUUUUUUCUAAAAUUGUAUUUCCUUUGUUUUCAUAUUCUUACAAAUUUUGAUAAAACUCAACUUAUGACCAAUCCUUAAGUUCCUGAUGAAUAACAAUUAAAAUUAACAGAAAAAAAAGCUUAACUAAAAUCUAAAUUAAAAAGCAUUUACAAAAAAAAA
Messenger RNA from Panonychus citri (citrus red mite), 4168 nucleotides. RefSeq names its product type-2 histone deacetylase 1-like. The record is from RefSeq and is a predicted model, not a curated record. Bases 1729 to 2811 code for a protein of 360 amino acids. Lineage: Eukaryota; Metazoa; Arthropoda; Arachnida; Trombidiformes; Tetranychidae. The transcript is spliced from 4 exons.